AUGGCCAUUCGAUCUUUACCUUCUUCCUCUCGCUGUUCCUCUUCUUCUUCUUCUUCUUCUUAUUCACUCGCUUCAACGAGUCUAAGCAAUAGACUUGAGACCAUCUUCAAGAAAGCUUCAGAGCUUUGCACUCUCUGUGAUAUCGAAGCAUGCGUCAUCUAUUACGGACCAGACGGAGAACUCAAGACAUGGCCUCCGGAGCGAGAGAAAGUGGAAGACAUCGCUCUCAGGUAUAGUCAAUUAAACGAAGCCUUGAGAAGGAAGAAAAGUGUUACUCUUUAUGACUUCCUGAACAAGAAGAAGGACAAGACGAACUUGGAGAAGAAAGCAAAGAUAACGGACAAUGAUGACUUGAAGACUUGUCUGAAGAACGUGAAUAUUUUAAAGUAUCCACUCGCUGAUCAUUACUCUCCCGACCAAGUUUCUCAACUGAUUCAGUCCUUAGAACCUCAUGUCUCUAAAGUCCGAGAAAGGAUUCGUUUUGUUGAGUCGCAGAAACACAAGGAGACAAAACCGGAUCAUCAGAGUUUAGCAUCAUCCUCUCUGAAUCAUCAGACCCAAUCUUUGAACCCUAGCCAGUUUUCGCUGUUUAUGUAUAACCAUGGAGACAAUACUCUGUCUCAGAUCCCAGUCUCUGCAUCAAAUUUCAAUCAGGAUUAUUUCUCAGCGUUACUUGAACAAUCUGAGUUGAAGAGUCAGAUAAUGAAGCAGGAUCUUUGUGGUUAUGAGCAGAACAUGUGCAUGAGUAACCAUGGAGAUGCUACGCUCUCUCAAAUCCCACUCUCUGCAUCAAAUCUCAAUCAAGAUUUCUCAGCCUUACUACAAGACGAAUCUGGCUUGAUGCAACAGGAGCUUUGUGGUUAUGAUCAGAACAUGUUUAUGAACAACAACAACUUUCAACAUUCUUUUGUCUCAAACACACAAGAUCACUCUGCUCCUGUGGUACAAGAAUCUGUGAACAACAACUAUGGGUUGAUGCCGCAUGUUCCUUGUGGUUAUGAUCAGAACCUGUUCACGAGUGAUAUUACCAACAACAACCUUCUUAUCAACAACUCGAUGUUUCUCUGA
Messenger RNA from Arabidopsis thaliana (thale cress), 1068 nucleotides. RefSeq names its product AGAMOUS-like 81 (gene AGL81). Gene Ontology annotation, molecular function: protein dimerization activity; cis-regulatory region sequence-specific DNA binding; DNA binding. The transcript has a single exon. Gene Ontology annotation, cellular component: nucleus. Gene Ontology annotation, biological process: positive regulation of transcription by RNA polymerase II. Lineage: Eukaryota; Viridiplantae; Streptophyta; Magnoliopsida; Brassicales; Brassicaceae. The coding region runs from base 1 to 1068 and encodes 355 amino acids. The record is from RefSeq and is marked reviewed.